Messenger RNA from Lingula anatina, 1714 nucleotides. Its product is annotated as organic cation transporter protein. The record is from RefSeq and is a predicted model, not a curated record. Gene Ontology annotation, biological process: transmembrane transport. Gene Ontology annotation, molecular function: transmembrane transporter activity. NCBI's taxonomy places the organism in Eukaryota, Metazoa, Brachiopoda, Lingulata, Lingulida, Lingulidae. Gene Ontology annotation, cellular component: membrane.
UGGAGAUAACUACUUUAAUUUAUAGGUCCGAAUCUACCAUCAAAUAGGAUGCAUUUGGACGAGCUUUUGCAAAUUAUUGGCGAGUUUGGCACUUUUCAGAAACGGCAGUAUUUUCUAAUUUGUCUGGUAGGACUGUACGGUGCUGUUCGUGUCUUUUCUCCGGUUUUUAUGGCGGCAACGCCGAAACACAACUGUAAAAUCCCAGCCGAGUACGUAUCGAGCGCGGAGAGGGUCUACGGAAACCUUUCUCACGAGGAGCUGCUGAACCUAACCAUCCCAUAGGAAGAAAAGGACGGCAAAUUGACCCGAAGUAGUUGUAAGCUGAGAUCAUGGAGGAGAGAUAACAAAACGGGAAAUGACACACAUUAUGAGAUUCCUUCUGUUUCAGAUAAUAACACAGCUAUUGUUGAAUGUCCUUUGGGACUAGAAUACAGUCAAGAAAUAUAUACCUCAACUGUGGUAUCAGAGUUUGACCUGACCUGUGGAAAGAAAUGGCUAGUGAGCACGAGUCAAUCCGUAUACUUUGUCGGGAGACUGGUUGGGGAUGCUUUAUCAGGGAUUAUAAGUGACAGAUUCGGGAGACGACCGACGUUUUUGGUUGCCAUCUUGCUGUCGGCUUCUUUGGGGGUUCUUACCGCCUUGUCUCCCAAUAUGAUAGUAUACACGUUGUCUCUAGGGCUGCAGGGAUCGCUUAAUGGCUGUAUAUUCCUGACUGUAUUCACUCUAGGGAUUGAAUAUGUAGGUCCAAGCAAACGAAAUUUUGCAGGAUUUGGUGUAAUGUAUUUUUUUAGUCUUGGUUACUUUUACGUUGUACUAUUUGCCUAUUUUAUAAGAAACUGGAGACACCUAGGUCUAGCACUGUUCGUGCCUGCUUACCUAUUUGGAUUAUAUUAUUUCAUUCUUCCCGAAUCUUUCCGAUGGCUGCUAUCAAGGCGCCGCAUAAAAGAAGCAGAGAAGUUGAUCCGAUCAGUUUCUAUGACAAACAUGAACUCCGAGCCUGAUGAUGAGACUAUUAAGUCUGUCAUAGAAGACAAGGAUGAAACGGUCAUCUCUGCUCGGACCUACACCCCUUUAGACCUUGUGAGAACAUGGAAACGGUCCGCACUGACGGCAAACGUGUGCUUCAACUGGUUGGUAAACGGUAUGGUAUACUAUGGUUUGGCACUAAACUCCGAGGGAUUGGGUGGUGAUCUCUACCUCAAUUUUACCCUGAUGGGGGCCAUUGAAUUCCCGGCCUACACUCUGGCUGUUUUCCUCAUCGACAAAAUUGGCAGAAGAAAAUCACUGGCGGGAUUUAUGGUGCUUGGAGGGGUGGCUUGCAUUGCUUCCGGUUGUCUGCCUACAGUCAUAGCUCUGGGAUUGGCGUCUGCCUUUGCCAGAGUUGGCAGCGCCUUGGCUCCUCAAGUUAUUUUGAUAAAGGAGCCAAUUGCUGCACUGCCUUUUAUCAUCCUUGGAGCUGAGUCAAUCAUCGCAGGACUUCUGUCACUUCUGUUACCUGAGACUGUGCGCAGAGAUCUCCCGCAGAACCUAGAGGAAUUCGACAACUUGUUGGAGUCUCCUAGAGUCUACGAAGAAAGCAAACCCCAAGCGAACACGGGAAAAGAUAAAAAGGAAGUUGGAGAAAAGCAACAAGGAGAACUUGAGGACGGCAAACAGCAAGAAGAGAUCUAUACGAGACUCUAACUUGUGAAUCCUGUGCGGUCAGAACAUUGAC